This is a messenger RNA of Hibiscus syriacus, 639 nucleotides long. Its product is annotated as cyclin-B1-2-like. Gene Ontology annotation, cellular component: cytoplasm; nucleus. Gene Ontology annotation, biological process: proteasome assembly. Lineage: Eukaryota; Viridiplantae; Streptophyta; Magnoliopsida; Malvales; Malvaceae. The transcript has 4 exons. Bases 49 to 468 code for a protein of 139 amino acids. The record is from RefSeq and is a predicted model, not a curated record.
AAAUUCUCAAAGAAAAAGGACAGAAAAACAAACGAAAAAGAGAGAGAGAUGGAGGCAUCAAAGACGAUUCAGCACGAAAUCGGGGGAGUCCAGAACGACGCUCUUCGGUUCGGUCUUCACGGCGUUAAGAGCGACCUCGUCGGAUCUCACCCUCUCCAAUUUGCUUACGAAUCUGCGAAUAUAACGCAGGAGGGGAUGAAGAGGAAAGUCCUGGUCAAUACUUAUGGAACAGCAUUUCCACUUAAGAUGGAUCUCGAUAGGCAAAUUCUCUCGCGGUUCCAGAGGCCAUUGCUCCCAUCUUCAAUGCUAGGGCUGGAAGCAAUGACAGGAACUUUAGAUGAAUUUGGCUUCGAGGAUUAUCUGAAUGAUCCUCGAGAAUCGGAGACUGUACGGCCACUGGACUUGCACCAUAGCAUGGAAGUCCGUCUCGGUCUCUCCAAGGGACCCGUCUGCCCUAUUUUUAUGUGAACUUAAAUGUAAUCACAUGCUGAACUUCUGCUUGUCUUUUUUUUUUUUAAUGAACGUAACCGUUCUGCCCCUUGUAAACUGCUUUUUAUUGUGUUUGGUUCGAAUUUAUAAACUAGACUUUUAUUUUAAAAAAUAUUAGAAAUAUAAAAUAUUAUCAAAUUAUUUUAAUAA